ACUAACUGGCAGACUCUAGACCUCGGUCUUUCCGCGUCCUUCUACGCUUAGUUCCUACUCUUGUAGACCCUGCGCCCGAGGGAGAGUCGGAAAGGCCCCUCUGAUCAACAGCUGAAAUGCAUAAAAGCAGGGGGCAGAGUAGAAGACAUGGGAGAAGGAGCCACCGACACAACCCUUGGUUCAGACAGCAUGGUUCUAAUGAGAGGAAUAAUACAGGGGCACAGCAAAGCCCACAGGGUUCCAGCCACAGCGAUGACGAGGCCCCGUCGACCUCCUCCAGCACAGCUGGCAGUUCUUCCGUGCCAGAUCUACCAGGUUAUUACUUUGACCCUGAAAAGAAACGCUACUUCCGCUUGCUCCCUGGACAUAACAACUGCAACCCCCUCACGAAGGAGAGCAUCCGGCAGAAGGAAAUGGAGAGCAAAAGGCUGCAGCUGCUAGAGGAAGAGGACAAGCAGGGAAAGAAAAUAGCCAGGUUGGGAUUUAAUGCAUCUUCCUUACUACAAAAAAGCAAGCUGGGUUUUCUCAACGUCACCAGUUACUGCCGUUUAGCCCAUGAGCUGCGAGUGAGCUGCAUGCAGAGGAAAAAGGUCCAAAUUCAGAGCUCGGAUCCCUCCGCUUUGGCAAGUGACCGAUUUAACCUGAUACUGGCAGAUACCAACAGUGACCGGCUCUUCACCGUGAACGAUGUCAAAGUCGGGGGCUCCAAGUAUGGCAUCAUCAACCUGCACGGCCUGAAGACCCCCACGCUCAGGGUGCACAUGCAUGAAAACCUCUACUUCACCAACCGGAAGGUGAACGCUGUGAGCUGGGCCUCGCUGAAUCACCUGGAUUCCCACAUUCUGUAUCUUUUGGCAGGAGACUUGUACUUGGCUGUCCUUAACGGCUUUUCCAGGCUGUGCCUCAUGGGAAUUGCAGAGACUCCAGGCUGUGCCACCCUGCUCCCAGCGUCAUUGUUUGUCAGUAGUCAUCCAGCAGGAGACCGGCCUGGCAUGCUCUGCAGUUUCCGGAUCCCUGGGGCCUGGUCCUGUGCGUGGUCCCUGAACAUCCAGGCAAAUAACUGCUUUAGUACAGGCUUGUCUCGGCGAGUCCUGGUGACCAGCGUGGUGACGGGACACCGGCAGUCAUUUGGGACCAGCAGUGACGUCUUGGCCCAGCAGUUUGCUAUUACGGCUCCUUUGCUGUUUAAUGGCUGUCGUUCCGGUGAAAUCUUUGCCAUUGAUCUGCGUUGUCGAAAUCAGGGCAAGGGCUGGAAAGCCACCUGCCUGUUCCACGACUCAGCAGUUACCUCUGUGCAAAUCCUGCAAGGAGAGCAAUGCCUGAUGGCAUCCGACAUGGCUGGAACGAUCAAGCUGUGGGACCUGAGGACCACUAAGUGUGUUAGGCAGUACGAAGGGCACGUGAACGAGUAUGCCCACCUGCCCCUGCACGUGCAUGAGGAAGAAGGAAUCGUGGUGGCAGUGGGCCAGGACUGCUACACGAGAAUCUGGAGCCUCCAUGAUGCCCAGCUGCUCAGAACCAUACCCUCCCCACACCCCACUUCCAAGGCCGACAUUCCCAGUGUGGCCUUCUCUUCUCGGCUUGGGGGCUUCCGGGGAGCGCCAGGGCUGCUCAUGGCCAUCCGGCAGGACCUUUACUGCUUCUCCUACAGCUAAUUCUGCAGGUUGCAGCCUGGAGGGACAUGGAUGUGACUCAGGGGAGCAUAGGUAGCCAUAUUUUUGCCACAAUUGCCAUUUUCAGUGAGGGCAUUUCAAAUGGAUGCUCUUGUGUAUGCAUAUCCCAUCCAUCCAGCUGCUGGGGAAAAGGUGCUAUAUUUUAUGUGGAGACACUUCAGUAAAGUUAUAUCAGUUAAGUUGUGGGUUCAAGAAGCUUAAAAGCCCUUUUCAUAAAAGGUACCUAUUUCCUUUUCUUGUUGAAUUCCUUAGAAUAGUUCCUCCACCUUUUUUUUUUUUUUAAACAAAAAAUACUUUUCUAAGGGCUGAAGAUUGACAAUAACUAAAGCUGCUGCUUUCACCAAAAGCCCUUUCGAGAAGCCUAAUGAUGAGACUGGGUGAAACUGUUGACAGUCAGUGCCUGGGUCCCAGAAAGACAUGCAUCUAUACUUGAGAAAGCCAGCUGGAGAGAAGGGGGAGUCAUUUCUCUGAGUCUCUAGAGAUUUUACGGCUGAGUUGGGAAUCAUUAAACUGGCCUUCUCAAACUCACUCGAUAACCAGUGUCAGAUCUCUGGUAUUCUCAUUCAUUACCAUGUAUAGGCAUUGUAAGGAAAGAUGGAUCCUUUUAGAUGCUAGACAGGCCUUAGCAUGCAUAUGUUGAAGUACCUUCCAGAAUGUUAGGUACAGCAGCUCCUGUUUCUAUCAUGGUGACUUGAAUGUCAGAUUCAAGGGCCCCAUCUCAAAGAAAAUUGGCUUUGACUUUUUGUAAUCUAGGAGAAGCAGUUUGUGAGAUGUUUAUACAACACGUUAAUACAAAGAGCCUUUCUACCAAACAAUAAACUAGAAAGUAGAAAGAACCAGAACAUGGUAUGUUGCUUCUGUUAAUGGUUUAGGAGAUGAUGAUGCUUGCCUGCUGUAGCAUCAAACCAGCUACAGUAACAUCUGCUCAAACUCUGUGUGAGGAAGAGACUGAGACCAGUUUUAAUGGCUUUGCUGGAAAGCUUCCACUUGCUCCUGUGCCCCAAGAAGCUAUGGACUACCUCAGCAGGCUUUCUGGCCCGGGGUGGGUUCAGCCUAUGGGAUGUAGCAGCAGGAAAGCAGAGGGCAGAAGACUGAGGGAUUGUUAGUCCCCUGGCUCCCCUUCUGCUGGGGUGUGGUGGGCUGUGGCUGUGCUCCUCUACCCGAGUCUGCAGCUUCUGCUGGAACACAGCUCUCUGGAUUCCAGUGACUUCUCUCCAUUUGUCCCUUCAGACCUGCAGCUGAUAAUUGCAUCUUACUGUUGCUAGCCCAGGGUGCUUCACCAAUUAAACUCUCGUCGGUUACCCCCUUGA
This is a messenger RNA of Balaenoptera ricei (Rice's whale), 2983 nucleotides long. RefSeq names its product DDB1 and CUL4 associated factor 4 (gene DCAF4). The coding region runs from base 117 to 1655 and encodes 512 amino acids. NCBI's taxonomy places the organism in Eukaryota, Metazoa, Chordata, Mammalia, Artiodactyla, Balaenopteridae. Gene Ontology annotation, molecular function: protein binding. The transcript is spliced from 14 exons. Gene Ontology annotation, cellular component: Cul4-RING E3 ubiquitin ligase complex. The record is from RefSeq and is a predicted model, not a curated record.